AUUAGGAAGAAGCAGCAAGAAGUAGUGGGCUUUUUGGAAGCUAAUAAGAUCGACUUUAAGGAAUUAGACAUUGCUGGAGAUGAAGACAAUAGGAAGUGGAUGAGGGAGAAUGUUCCUGGAGAGAAAAAACCUCAAAACGGAAUCCCUUUGCCCCCCCAGAUCUUCAACGAAGAGCAGUAUUGUGGGGAUUUUGACUCUUUCUUCUCUGCAAAAGAAGAGAAUAUUAUUUAUUCAUUUCUGGGUUUAGCUCCCCCUCCAGGCUCCAAGGUGACAAAAUCAUCCGAGGAAGCAUCUUCCCUUCCCAAUGGCGACGUAGUGGGAGAGGUACGGGGCAGCACAGAGGGAACAGAGAAGACUGAAGAGAGUGGAGAAAAUGAGGCACAAAAAGAGGACAAUGAAGAUGCGGGCAAUCUCGCUGAAUCUCAAGAGAAGAAUACGGAAGAGAUAACCGAGGAGGGAGCAGCAGGGGACGCAGAGGAAGAGGAAGCUGAGAAAGGAGAAGAGGCAGGAGAAGAGGAGGAAGAGUCCUAGGCCUUUUCGUGCUUUAUUUCUUCCACAUUUCCAGAAAACCCAAGCCACGAAGCAGUAUUUCAACUGUCUGCCCACAAACCAAACUCACCAAAAUGCUUUGGUGUGAAGCUAGCCCACCUCUCUCGGUACACCCGGGUUCACUGAGGAAUUGUACCAUUUGACAUGGUUAGAUGUGCACGGAUAUGUCUACCCGAUCUUAGCAACGUGAAAUUCUAUGUGAAGACAACUCAUGCAUACCUUCAUGUGCCUGACGUCCUUGGCCUUUGCUUAAUUUUUUUUUUUUUGCUCUGCAUGAAUAGAUCUUACUAAUACCCUGAAAAAAAAAACGAUUUUGAAAAAUGAUUUCGAAAUAUAGAACUUCUCUUUGUGAUGUAAUAAAAGUAUUUCUUCAUAUGUGCCUUCUGCUACUUGUCUCAGAAUUAGCUGAAAAUAAAGAGCUUUGAAAAUAAAGAGCUUUCCAGAAAACAAUCAUACAAAUAAAGAUUAAUGGCAGAUCUCUU
Messenger RNA from Zalophus californianus (California sea lion), 1031 nucleotides. RefSeq names its product SH3 domain binding glutamate rich protein (gene SH3BGR). The transcript is spliced from 6 exons. The coding region runs from base 100 to 531 and encodes 143 amino acids. The record is from RefSeq and is a predicted model, not a curated record. Gene Ontology annotation, cellular component: cytoplasm. NCBI's taxonomy places the organism in Eukaryota, Metazoa, Chordata, Mammalia, Carnivora, Otariidae.